AUGGCGUCAAGAAACGAGAAAGAGAACUACAACUGCAUUAUGGAAAUUAUAAAUACUGCUGUGUGUAAUGGUCUCCGGGAAAUAUUCAAACAGGAAUGGGAUAAACAGUAUGGUACAACAAAAGGCCUUUGGGACGACACUAGUAUAUCUGGUAACCAAUUGUAUAACAUGGAGAAGGCAAGGCCUGGUGUUAAAAAACAAUACCUAAAUUCGUAUCAAUCAGGAAAAAGAAGUGAAUGGGAUUGUUCUAAUGCGCUUAGCAAGCACUUUGCGCGACAUGUUGCGAACGCGGUUAAAGAAUUGAGAGACCUCCGAAAUAAUAUUAUUCAUGACUUUGGAUCGCAACAUGGAAUAUCUGAAGCUGCUUUUGACAACGCUUGCAAAAAAGUUGAGAAUUGUUUAACAGUACUAAAUCCAUCCACACUAGCGGACCUUGAAAGAAUUAGAAACUCUUUCAAAGGAAACUAUGUUAUUGAUUUAACGAAGAUCAUCUACAUUGGGUGGUGGGCGAUCUUAAUUGGUGUGUCCUUUUAUUGGUUUACAGAUGCCAUUCAUGCGAAAUCACUUUUCAGAGUCCUCCCAACCAGACCAGUUCAUUUGGUUGCUAAUCGAAGUCGAACUGUUAACGCAAUUCUUGAAGAUUUACAGAUUCUGUCCCUGAGAAAUAACCGUACGUUGUCCUAUUUGUAUAUCUCUGGAAAUCCAGGAAGUGGCAAGUCUCAGCUUGUUGGAUUAGUUGGUCAGCGUUAUGGUACAAGUAUUCCAGGACGUUGGUUUCGUUCCAGUACGAGCUUUUUUGUCAUGACUUUAAACGGAAGAUCAUUACAUGAUAUCUUGGAAUCGUAUGUAGACUUUGCCGGUCGUGUGAAUUGCGAUCAAAGUAACAUAGCAAGCAUCAGAAAUUCAAUUGAAGCAACGACAGAAAUGAAAAUACAAACUAUUCAAAGGGAAAUUGCAAAAAUGUUCAGAAAUUUCAAAGGCGAAUACAGUUGGUUGUUGAUAGUUGAUAAUGUUGUAAACUUGAGUGAAAUAUCUUUAUUUCUCCCUCAACUGGAAGAUGAAGACUGGCAAGGUG
Messenger RNA from Paramuricea clavata, 1075 nucleotides. NCBI's taxonomy places the organism in Eukaryota, Metazoa, Cnidaria, Anthozoa, Malacalcyonacea, Plexauridae. The record is from the annotation of a GenBank genome assembly.